AUGCCCAGCAAUGCCUAUUAUUUUAAUAUUCACAAGAAAUUUUCUAUUUCACAACUUGAAGAUUUUUGGAAUGAAGAUUUAAAUCUUGAAACAGCUAAUAAUAAUGAAGAUAAUACGGAUAAAGUUAAUUUAGAUUUAGAGCCUAAACUUUCAUUAGAAAAACUUUAUGGGGCUUGUAAAGUACUUGUAGAACAAAUUCAAAAAUUAUCUGAUAUUCCAUGGUUUCUAA
Messenger RNA from Racocetra fulgida, 229 nucleotides. The record is from the annotation of a GenBank genome assembly. Lineage: Eukaryota; Fungi; Glomeromycota; Glomeromycetes; Diversisporales; Gigasporaceae.